Molecule: messenger RNA, 1860 nt
Organism: Tinamus guttatus (white-throated tinamou)
Lineage: Eukaryota; Metazoa; Chordata; Aves; Tinamiformes; Tinamidae
Source: RefSeq, a predicted model, not a curated record
AUGACCCCCGGGCACGGAGCCUUCAUCAUCGCCAUCAGCAUCAUCCUCAUCAGAGGAGACAGGCAGCUCUGCCAGCCUGGAGGCCUGCGGGAUGGAUGGGAGUUGCUCAUCCCAGACACCCGCAUCAUCCGCGUGCAGUCCCCGGAGGGCGUGAAGCGCAUCACGGCCACCAAGCGCGAGACCGUGGCGACGUUCCUCAAGAAGGUUGCAAAAGAGUUUGGUUUCAGGAAUAAUGGCUUUUCUGUCUACACCAAUAGAAACAGGACAGGAGAGAUCACAGCGUCGCAAAACAAAUCCCUCAACUUGCUGAAAAUCAAGCACGGCGACAUGCUGUUCCUGUACCCCUCGAGCCCCGCGGGCUCCUCCUCAGAGACCAUGGACACCUCUGGCUCCCAAAGCCUGCGGCCCGCGGGGGCCCCCCAGGUGGUGGAAGAUGAGAUCGACCAGUAUCUGAUCAAGCAGGACGGCAAGAUUUACCGGAACCGAGACCAGCAGCUGUGCCGCCACGGCCCGCUCGGUAAAUGCGUGCACUGCGUCCCGCUGGAGCCCUUUGAUGAGGAUUAUUUAAACCAUCUGGAACCUCCUGUGAAGCAUAUGUCUUUCCAUGCCUACAUCAGGAAGCUGACCGGAGGGGCAGACAAGGGGAAAUUCGUUGCCCUGGAAAACAUCAGCUGCAAGAUUAAAUCAGGCUGUGAAGGGCACCCUCCUUGGCCAGAGGGCAUUUGCACCAAGUGUCAGCCCAGCGCCAUCACUCUCAAUAGACAGAAAUACAGGCAUGUUGACAACAUCAUGUUUGAGAACCACACAAUUGCAGAUCGCUUCCUAGACUUCUGGCGGAAGACGGGAAACCAACAUCUGGGAUAUUUGUACGGCCGGUACACAGAGCACAAGGACAUCCCCCUGGGCAUCCGCGCGGAGGUGGCUGCCAUCUACGAACCCCCGCAGAUCGGUACACAGAACAGCCUGGAGAUCCUGGAAGAUCCAAAAGCAGAGGUGGUGGAUGAGAUUGCUUCAAAGCUUGGACUGAGAAAGGUUGGCUGGAUAUUUACUGACCUGGUCUCGGAAGACACGCGGAAAGGGACGGUUCGAUACAGCCGAAACAAGGACACUUAUUAUCUAAGUGCAGAAGAGUGCAUCACAGCUGGGAACUUUCAGAACCAGCAGCCCAACAUCUGUCGACUUUCUCCAGAUGGUCAUUUUGGAUCCAAGUUUGUCACGGUUGUGGCUACAGGUGGUCCCGACAACCAGGUCCACUUUGAAGGGUACCAGGUGUCGAACCAGUGCAUGGCGCUGGUCCGAGACGAGUGUUUGCUGCCCUGCCGGGACGCCCCGGAGCUGGGCUACGCCAAGGAGUCCAGCAGCGAGCAGUACGUGCCCGACGUGUUCUACAAGGACAUAGACAAGUUUGGCAACGAGAUCACGCAGCUGGCUCGCCCGCUGCCCGUCGAGUACCUGAUCAUCGAUAUUACUACAACUUUCCCCAAGGAUCCGGUCUACACUUUUUCCAUUUCUCAAAAUCCCUUCCCCAUCGAGAACCGUGAUGUGCUGGGGGAAACUCAGGACUUCCACAGCUUGGCCACGUACCUGUCCCAAAACACCUCCUCGGUUUUCCUAGACAUCAUUUCUGAUUUCCACCUGCUCCUCUUCCUGGUCACGAACGAGGUGAUGCCUCUGCGGGACAGCAUCAGCCUCCUGCUAGAGGCCGUGAGGACCAAGAACGAGGAGCUGGCGCAGACGUGGAAGAAAUCGGAGCAGUGGGCGACCAUCGAGCAGCUCUGCAGCACGGUGGGCGUCCCGCUCUCAGGACUGCACGAGUACGGCGCCAUGGGCGGCGCGGCGCACGCCGCCGCCGCGGCCAUG